AUGUCAACAAACGUUCCACAAUUACCGAUCUCAUGGGACCAUGAUGCAAAUACUAUAAAAUCAGAGACAGAUCGUCUCAUCAAGGAAGCUCAGGCCUUAGAUGAUGCUGUAGCCACAAUCAAGCCGGAAGAUGCUACCGUUGAAAAUGUCAUUAUCCCUUUUGCAGAUUUAGAAAAUAGACAUAGCGCAUUAAUUGGUCAGUUAUCAUUUUACCAGCAUGUUUCUCCAGAUAAGGCUAUAAGGGAUGCAUCUAAUGAAGCAGAUGAAAAAUUUACAAAUUUCUCUAUUGAGUCCGGUCUUAGAGCUGAUGUCUACAAAGUUGUUCAUACAGUUUAUCAGAAUGUGAAAAAGAAUCCAUCCUUAGUGAAGGAUUCGGAGACAAAAAGAUUCAUCGAAAAAUUUGAUCAGCAGUACCGCAGAAACGGUCUAGGACUUCCUGCAAGUAAGAGAGCAAAAGUGAAGGAAUUGCAACAGAAGCUUUCGAAGCUGUCUUUAGAGUACUCUAAGAACUUAGGUGAAAACACGGAAUACAUUCUUUUCACAGGAGAAGAGUUGAAUGGUGUUCCGGAUGAUGUUAAGGCCCAGUUUGCUAAAAUUGAGGAUAAAUCAGGUGUUAUCAAAUACAAGAUGACCUAUAAAUAUCCUGAUCUAUUUCCCGUCUUAAAAUUUGCCUCAAAUGCAUCCACUAGAAAGGCUGCUUUUGUCGGUGACCAGAAUAAGGCCGCUCCAAAUGCUGAUAUUCUUAUUCAGGCAGUGAAACUUCGUGCUCAAUUGGCAAAGCUUUUGGGCUAUAAGAAUUUCUCGGAAUACAUUUUGGAUGAUCGAAUGGCUAAAACGCCUGAAACAGUUAUGAACUUUUUGAACGAUUUAAAGGGCAAGUUAACUCCUUUGGGAAAAAAAGAGAUUACAUCCUUGAAAGCCUUAAAGAGUAAAGAUUUAAAGGAGAGAAAUCUUGAAGACGAUCAGAAGUAUUAUGUCUGGGAUCAACGUUACUACCAUACGAUGAUGCUAGAAAAGCAAUACAAAGUUGAUGAGGUAAAAAUCGCAGAGUAUUUCCCUAUGCAACAUACGAUUGAGAAGAUGCUUGGCAUUUAUGAGCACAUCUUUAACUUGAAAUUUGUUGAGAUUACCAAGGAGAACAAGCUGUAUAAUACUUGGCACAAAGAAGUGAAGCAGUUUGCCGUGUGGAAGAUGGAUAAUCAAGAAAAUCCAGAAUUUGCGGGUUAUUUGUUUUUUGAUCUUCACAGUAGACCAGGUAAAUAUGGUCAUGCUGCAAACUUUGGCUUACGUCCCGGUUAUACGGAUUUGAAGACAGGAAAAAGAGUGUACCCUUCAACCGCCUUGGUUUGCAAUUUCACGAGAGACACAAAAGAUAAGCCGGCCCUUUUAAAGCACGAUGAAGUGACCACGUUUUUCCAUGAGUUGGGACAUGGCAUUCAUGAUUUAUUAGGAAAGACCAAGUAUUCCAGAUUCAGUGGAACAUCCGUUCAUUGGGACUUUGUUGAAAUGCCGUCUCAAUUCCUUGAGAAUUUCUGCUGGGACAAGAGGCUUUUAAAGCAGCUUUCUUGCCAUUACGUGAGUAAUGAACCACUUCCUGAUGAAUUGAUUGAUUCUUUGAUACGCUCAAAGAAUGUCAAUGGAGCUUUAUUCAACUUGAGACAGUUACACUUUGGUUUGUUCGACAUGGCUUUACAUACAUCAACUGAUGGAAAUGUCGACAUUAAUGAUCUCUGGAAUGGAAUGAGAGAAAGGAUUGCUUUACUUAGUAACGGUGGAGUUAUCACAAAGGGCUUCGGAAGUUUUGGACAUUUGAUGGGUGGCUAUGCCUCUGGAUACUAUGGAUAUCUUUGGUCUCAAGUGUUUGCAGAAGAUAUUUACUACACCAAGUUUAAAAAUGAUCCACUAAACAUAAGGAGCGGCAUGGAAUACAGAGAUAAAAUCUUAGUUAAGGGUGGCUCUGGUGAUGAAAUGGAUUAUUUAGUUGAUUUACUUGGAAGAAAGCCUAAUUCGGAAGCUUUCUUGAAGGAGUUGGGUAUUCAAAAAUGA
Molecule: messenger RNA, 2046 nt
Organism: Brettanomyces bruxellensis
Lineage: Eukaryota; Fungi; Ascomycota; Pichiomycetes; Pichiales; Pichiaceae
Exons: 1
Coding region: 1-2046 (681 amino acids)
Biological process (GO): peptide metabolic process; proteolysis
Cellular component (GO): mitochondrial intermembrane space
Molecular function (GO): metalloendopeptidase activity
Source: RefSeq, a predicted model, not a curated record